Molecule: messenger RNA, 426 nt
Organism: Akanthomyces muscarius
Lineage: Eukaryota; Fungi; Ascomycota; Sordariomycetes; Hypocreales; Cordycipitaceae
Exons: 4
Coding region: 1-426 (141 amino acids)
Source: RefSeq, a predicted model, not a curated record
AUGGCUAGUCACAGCAUAAACCUCAACGAUGAUGAUAUGUGGGACGACUCGGUGCUUGUCGACUCCUGGAACGAAGCUCUCGAUGAAUACAAGAAAUAUCAUAGCAUACAUGCCAAGGGUGGUACAAUCAAAGAGCUCAAAGCUUUGUCGUCAAGGACAGCAGACGAAGUCGAAGCUGCCGCAGACUCCGGUGAUGCUACGAUGCAGCUAGACCAAGGAUCGAUCCAAGUUAAACCUGAAGAACAAAAACCAGAAGGCGGUGUCCCAGAGGCAGCCAGGUCGGCACCCGCCAUCUCACCCCCACAAGCUGUGCUUGGAACCGUGAGGGACGAAAAUCUCAAGAAGCUAUUAAUGUCCUGGUAUUAUGCCGGAUACUACACGGGACUCUACGAGGGGCAGCAGCAACAGGCGCAGCAGCCCCAGUGA